UUGGGAUCACCCUUUCCUGCUUGAGCUCGUAUUGUAGCAACAUGGGCAAGUGUCGUGGACUGCGUACUGCCAGAAAGCUGCGCAACCAUCGCCGUGAACAGAAAUGGCACGAUAAGCAGUACAAGAAAGCCCACUUGGGCACUGCUCUUAAGGCCAAUCCCUUCGGAGGAGCUUCUCACGCCAAGGGCAUUGUUCUUGAGAAAGUUGGUGUUGAAGCCAAGCAGCCCAACUCUGCCAUUAGGAAAUGCGUGAGGGUCCAGCUGAUCAAGAACGGUAAGAAGAUCACAGCUUUCGUCCCCAACGACGGCUGCUUGAACUUCAUUGAGGAGAACGAUGAAGUUCUGGUGGCAGGAUUCGGUCGUAAGGGACACGCCGUCGGUGAUAUUCCCGGCGUCCGUUUCAAGGUGGUCAAAGUGGCCAACGUUUCCCUCCUGGCCCUCUACAAAGGCAAGAAGGAGAGACCCAGAUCAUAAACAGUACAUGCCCACAAGUCAAUAAAGGUUGUUUUUUUUCAAGACCA
Chanos chanos (milkfish) is the source of this 520-nucleotide messenger RNA. It is a transcript of the gene rps23, whose product is annotated as ribosomal protein S23. The coding region runs from base 42 to 473 and encodes 143 amino acids. Gene Ontology annotation, cellular component: ribosome; small ribosomal subunit. The record is from RefSeq and is a predicted model, not a curated record. The transcript is spliced from 4 exons. NCBI's taxonomy places the organism in Eukaryota, Metazoa, Chordata, Actinopteri, Gonorynchiformes, Chanidae. Gene Ontology annotation, molecular function: structural constituent of ribosome. Gene Ontology annotation, biological process: translation.